UGUCAGGUGGUUUUCUCUUUACAAGCAGGCAAAAACACCGGGGCAGGCAGGCAUUCUUCCGACAGAGGCAGAAGAUCAAGCACUACAAAUGAAUGUCUCACUGCUACUUCAUGACUCCUGGUAAGAAAUCUCAGCUGCCUCCUGACGACUCGAUCUUCAGCUGCAGCCGACUGGUAACCUCAUCUUCUGACAUCGUUUGCCUCUGAGAACCAUCUCCUCAUGGCGAUCAACACCGACAUCGAGGACUGGGCCGGGAUUGGCAGCAGUGACUCUGGAGAGAGAGCGUGGCUGCUGCAGAGCCCCAGCGUGGACUCGGUGCGCCAGCCCGAGGCGGAGGAGAGGAGCCGAGGCGUGUCGCCCCUGGGAGCCGUCUUCAUCGUGGUGAACGCGGCGCUGGGCGCGGGGCUGCUCAACUUCCCCGCGGCCUUCAGCAUGGCGGGAGGAGUCACUGCAGGAGUGAUGCUUCAGAUGUCUAUGCUGAUCUUCAUCAUCACCGGGCUCGUAAUCCUCGCCUACUGCUCCUUGGUCAGUAAUGAAGCCACCUAUCAGGAAGUUGUUCGGGCCACCUGUGGGAAAGUUUCAGGUGUUUUGUGUGAAGUCGCCAUCGCUGUCUACACCUUUGGCACCUGCAUCGCCUUCUUCAUCGUCAUCGGAGACCAGCUGGAUCGCUUGAUCGCUGCAGUGGCUCACGUCUCGGACUCCGCUGGUCCCUGGUACACCGACCGAAAGUUCACCAUCGUCCUCACUGCCGUCCUGGUCAUCCUGCCUCUGUCCAUCCCCAAAGAGAUUAGUUUCCAGAAGUAUGCCAGCACUCUGAGUGUGAUGGGAACGUUUUACGUCACCAUCGUGGUCAUCGUGAAGUACAUCUGGCCCAACAAAAGCACAUCUCCAGAUUAUGUCCUGACCAGCUCUGCCUCCUGGACUGCAGUUUUUAAUGCCAUGCCCACCAUAUGCUUCGGCUUCCAGUGUCACGUCAGCUGCGUGCCGGUGUUCAACAGCAUGAGGAGGAAAGAGAUCAAACCGUGGGUCUUCGUAGUCACACUCAGCAUGAUCAUCUGUCUUUUUGUUUACACGGGAACAGGCGUCUGUGGUUACCUGACGUUUGGCUCCAGCGUGAGUCAGGACGUGUUGAUGUCGUACCCUCCUGAUGACGUCGCCGUGGCCAUCGCAAGAGCUUUCAUUGUCAUCUGCGUGGUCACCUCGUACCCCAUUUUACAUUUCUGUGGCAGAGCCGUCAUAGAGGGGCUUUGGCUGCGUUUCCGAGGUGAACAGGUGGAGGUGUGCGUGCGCCGCGAGCGCAGGAGGCGGAUCCUGCAGACGCUGGUGUGGUUCGUGGUCACGCUCAUCCUGGCGCUCUUCACCCCGGACAUCGGACGUGUGAUCUCGCUGAUCGGGGGGCUGGCAGCCUGCUUCAUCUUCGUCUUCCCGGGUUUGUGUUUGAUGCAAGCCAAGCUGUCGGAGACGGACGUCCGGACUCCGAGUUGGCAGGGACUGGUGGUCUUCAGCAUCGUCAUGGUAACUCUCGGCACUUUCAUCUUCGGCCUCACCACAUCAAACUCCAUCUACAAGGACGUCGUCCACUAAAAGCGCCGUCGUUUCGGUGGGAACUGUGCAGCCGCUGCUCGGGUCAGCUGGAUGAGAAACGUCUCAUCAUCACAAAACGCUGAUGGAUUCCAGACUUUGUUUUUACUUUCCUUUCUCUGUGAAGUCUCAGCAUGUUUUUUUUUUUUUUGUUGUUUUCAGACGGCUCCAAAGGGAAACAAGCCGGCUCUUCCUGUUCCUGGAAGCCGUGAAGGCGACUCAUUCCUGUCGGCGUCGUUAGAGGAAGGGUUUUUGUACAGAAAGGGUUUUAAUCAAAUUGAUUUUAAUGAUGGAAUUGUACCAAUUUGUGAGCUUUAACCGUGCAUGCCAACAUUUCUCACAGAAAAGGCAUGCUCUGGUCUGUAAUCGAACCCAGGGAUGGACUUUAUGUUCUGACUUCUCGAACGACAAUAUUUUACCUCACGUUUGUUUUUAUCAUCACAGGCUGUGAGGAUCCAACCUGACUGGAAACAAAACACUUGAUCAUGUUUUUAUUUAUGGAAACACUAACGGGUGGCAUUUAAAACUGAUGAAGAUUAUUAGAUUUCCUGAACUGUGAACUGAUUCAUACAAUCAAAUACAAAAGGUACAGUUGAUUAAUGUGAGGAGGGAAAUAAAUACCAGCCUGUCAGACUGGAGAUGCAGGUCUGGAUCUGUGCGUCAGCCAACAGGAAGUAAAAAAAAAAACAAGCGCCAUCUCUGAACGGUGCUGGCUCCUCACUGCUAAACAUCAAUGAGCUCAAGAAGCAAAACAACCUAAUUUUCCUGACAGGAAGUUAAAAGUUUACAUCAGUUAUUGAGGAGACUCUAAAUUUAUUUUAUCAGGAGAAAUAAAGUGAUCAUCUUUGCUUUAAAACUAAAAUGUGAACAUUUUCUUUUUGUUGCUUUGGUUCCCAAAUACAAUCAUCCUCUUAAAACUAAUUAAAAUUCACACAAUUUCCAUUUUAUCUGCACAAGAACUGAAGUAUAUUUAGAUAAAAUCAUUUGUGCAUUUUCAGACAGGAAACAGCAUUUAGCUCUGACAGUUUAGAUUUAAAUGAUUUUACAUAUUUUCUGUUUUUGUAAAAUCAAGUGAAACACUAUGUUGAUAUUGAACAAAGUCUAAAAGGGAUUUUCCUUUUUUUAUACUCAGAAAAUGUUAUUGUAAACAAUAUCAAAUAUGCUGCAGUCAGAAAAUGUUGGGUUUUAUUUAUUUAAACAGUUUUUUAUAGUUUGAUCAAUAAUUUGUGUCAUUU
Austrofundulus limnaeus is the source of this 2816-nucleotide messenger RNA. It is a transcript of the gene slc38a7, whose product is annotated as solute carrier family 38 member 7. Gene Ontology annotation, molecular function: L-asparagine transmembrane transporter activity; L-glutamine transmembrane transporter activity. The transcript is spliced from 12 exons. Gene Ontology annotation, biological process: amino acid transmembrane transport. Gene Ontology annotation, cellular component: membrane. NCBI's taxonomy places the organism in Eukaryota, Metazoa, Chordata, Actinopteri, Cyprinodontiformes, Rivulidae. The coding region runs from base 220 to 1584 and encodes 454 amino acids. The record is from RefSeq and is a predicted model, not a curated record.